UUAGGUAAACCGUCUCAUGUGUAUUUCUUAUGGUAGGUGAUUUUUUCAUUAGAAUCGUUUGGGGAAUUGCAUAAUUGCAUUUUAUCUUUCUGAAGUAUUAUUGUGUUGGCUCAUUGUAGUACUUUUAGGCAUUUUUAUUAGUUUUUAAAUGUGUUGGCAUGAACCUAUGUAAUCAUUAUCAUCUUUGUGGGAUGCGGCAUUAUGUUGGCGCUUUACUUGCAUAAGUUUUGCUGCAAACUGUUGUUGAACUUGUCAUAUAUAACUUGGCAUUGUAUCUGUAGUAUUCAUAUCAUAGAAAUAUUUUGUGAACAAUUGUAUUUUCUCAGCUUUAGCCCUUGGGUUUGCUUGAGUUUUCUCCUAUCUUACUGGAUAUCCUUUUGAUUUCUUUGUUUUCUUGAUCUGAGCUUUGUCCCAAACUGAUGGUAAAUACACCCUUUUGGUUGGUGACUUACAGCCAUUAUUGGAUAAUACAAAGAUGAAACGUUCACAAUUUUGUCACGUUGAGGCUGCGAACAUCCUAAAUAUUCAUGGUGUUCCCAACAUUUGGCAUAUUCCUCUCUUACUUAGAAACCAAAAUGCGCAUCAUUCAAUUCUAAAACAGCUCAAUUUGCUUAGCAUUGCCACACCUCCAGAUUUAGAAGCUUGGACCAGGAGGGCAGAAACAUUUGAUAAUCUCACUGAUUCUGUGAGGAUUGCAAUGGUGGGAAACUAUGUUGGUCUGACAGACUCAUAUUUAUCUGUAGUGAAGGUGUAAUGCUGGUUUAAUUUUUUGACUUCUAGACUAACUUUAUUUUACCCGUAGUAUAUGUUAUGAGAAAUUUCAUCCUUCAAUGGACACUUAAUGUUAUACAAGCCUU
Messenger RNA from Gossypium raimondii (Peruvian cotton), 857 nucleotides. RefSeq lists its product as uncharacterized. The coding region runs from base 476 to 754 and encodes 92 amino acids. Gene Ontology annotation, biological process: pyrimidine nucleobase biosynthetic process; CTP biosynthetic process. The record is from RefSeq and is a predicted model, not a curated record. Lineage: Eukaryota; Viridiplantae; Streptophyta; Magnoliopsida; Malvales; Malvaceae. The transcript has 5 exons. Gene Ontology annotation, molecular function: identical protein binding; CTP synthase activity.